AAUUCAAUUCAUUGGGAAAGAAAACCAUUAUAAAAGAAAGGGAUUAGAAAAAGACCAAGAGUGUAGUACUUCACAAAAGAAAAGAAGAGAAAAUAGAAAAGAAAUUGUUGGUUGUUUUAGAGAUUAGCACUACUGUUAAUUAACAAUGCAAAGGGUAUGGGGAUUUUUGGUGAUUAUGUUGUGGGUAAUUAUAAUUGGUGAUGCAACAAAUGUAGGAGCCACAUUGAAAUGUGCAGAAGGGCGUAGGCAAUUAGGAGGAGGCGCGAUGUUUAUUAAACAGCAUCGUAGGCCGCCGUUUAAGCCCGGCCCUUGGAACCACGCUCAUGCUACCUUCUAUGAAGGUGGCUCAGGAACUUUUGGUGGUGCGUGUGGGUAUGAUGACGUAGAAAAGGAAGGGUAUGGUAUGCAGACGGCGGCGCUGAGCAUGGCGCUGUUCAACAACGGGCAGAGCUGCGGCGCUUGCUAUGAAAUAAAAUGCGUGGACGAUCCCCAAUGGUGCAAGCCUGGACAGCCUUCCCUAAUGGUAACGGGCACCAACCACUGCCCCCCCAAUUACAACCUCCCCAGAGACAAUGGUGGAUGGUGCAAUCCCCCACUCGAGCAUUUCGACAUUGCCAAGCCUGUUUUCCUCAACAUUGCUGAGUUCAAGGCUGGCAUUGUCCCUAUCACUUACCGCAGGAUUCCAUGCAAGAAAGAAGGAGGAAUUCGAUUUACAAUAACCGGAAAUCCAUAUUACAACGAAGUUUUAGUAUGGAACGUGGGAGGAGCCGGAGAUUUGACGAGUGUCCAAGUGAAGGGUCACCGUAAGCUGAAAUGGACACCCAUGUCUCGUACGUGGGGUCAAAAAUGGACCACCAACGCCAUGCUGGUUGGCGAGUCCCUCACCUUUAGGGUUCGAGCCAGUGAUGGCAGAUUCUCCACUUCGUGGCACGUUGCUCCCCCAACUUGGCAGUUUGGUCAGACCUUCGAAGGCAAAAACUUUAAGUAAAUCCAAAUUUACUUUCUUCCUUCGAGUUUAUCCAUUUCAUUCCAUAACCAUUUCACUUUUUGUUUUGAUUUAAAAUUUCUUUUCUUUUCUUUUUUUAAUUUUCUUUAUCAUCUUAUAAAUUUGUUUACAUUUUUUAAAAAAAAAUAUUUCAAAUAAUGAAACUGCAUAAAAUAUGUACAAAAGUAGUAAAAUAUUAGAAUCUAUGAAUGAUGUCUAUCAUUCGAGUAGAUUUUUAAAUUUUGCUAUAUUUGUAAAUAUUUUAGUUAAUUUUGUUAUAUUUGAAAACAAUAUUUUUUUAAUAAAUAUUUUAAUUUUUAACCAAAUUUGGAUUAAAAGAGAUGUUUUUUUUUUUUAAGAUUUUGAAUAAAAAUAAAUUUAAUGUGGAAAAUAAAAUAAAGAGAUUUAAUUAUAAGCAUUUAUAGACUAAAUUUAUUUUUGUAAAAAGAAAUUUGAGAAUUAAAAGGUUAUCAAACUUUACAGUAUAUUUUCUUUAGCUUUAAAGUUUGGUGUUAUUCCAUGUACCUUUUUGUGUUAAUAUCCUACUUUUGAAGAAGUUUUUUUUUUUUAUUAUUCAACCCUCCCCUUUUUUCUUAGAAUUACGUGGAGCGGUUAUAUGUUGUAAACUUUAGUUUUAUGAUUAUACAAUAAAAAUCUUAACAUUGUAUAUAAUAAUAAUUACCAAGAUCUUUGAACUAUAUAAUUUUAUAAAUUAAAUUUUGUUAAAGAACGACAUA
Messenger RNA from Cucumis melo (muskmelon), 1722 nucleotides. RefSeq names its product expansin-A9-like. The record is from RefSeq and is a predicted model, not a curated record. Bases 146 to 988 code for a protein of 280 amino acids. Gene Ontology annotation, biological process: plant-type cell wall organization. The transcript has 3 exons. NCBI's taxonomy places the organism in Eukaryota, Viridiplantae, Streptophyta, Magnoliopsida, Cucurbitales, Cucurbitaceae. Gene Ontology annotation, cellular component: extracellular region.